Messenger RNA from Micromonas pusilla CCMP1545, 1581 nucleotides. RefSeq lists its product as uncharacterized. NCBI's taxonomy places the organism in Eukaryota, Viridiplantae, Chlorophyta, Mamiellophyceae, Mamiellales, Mamiellaceae. The transcript has a single exon. Bases 1 to 1329 code for a protein of 442 amino acids. The record is from RefSeq and is a predicted model, not a curated record.
AUGGAAAACCGAAAGCCGCCGAUGGUGUGCCAACAAUCGGACGAGCGCUCGAGCCUCGUCGCGCCGUCGCGCGACGCGCGCGCGACGCCGAAACGCUCGAACUCUCUGAAAUACGCGAGCUUAUGCACGCUCGCGCUCGUCGGCACGUGCGCGGCGAUCGCCGGCCCGCACCGCGCCGCGCGGCCGCUCGAGGCGGCGGGGAUUACUAAUCCGUCCCCGGAAAAAACGAGCCACGUGGAGAGAUCCUCGUCUCGCCGCGCGCUCCUCGCGAUGCACGACGGUUACGGCUCGCCGCCGCCGGACACGACGACGACGUACGACGAGACGUAUUACUCGUAUCCGGACUCCUCCCCGGACGUGUACUACGCGUCUCCGCCGACGACGGAACCGAGGCGGCGGUCCCGCGACCCCGACUGCCCCGACGAGACGUACGACGAGACGUACUACUCGUAUCCGGACCACGACGACGGCGACUGGGACCACGACGACCACGACGACCACGACCACGACCACGACCACGACCACAAACCCGACCGCGACCGCGAUCACCCUCCCGAGGGCUCCGACGACGGCCCGGACCCCGGCGCGAUGUUCGCCGUCGCCGCCGUCGUCGGCGUCGUCUUCGCGGCGGUCUUCGCGUUGUGCUGCCGUCUCUGCCGAAGAUCGAGGACGGAAAACACGAAGGUGGUCGUGUUCGACUACCCCGCGACGGUCGCGAACCACCCGGGGAACCACCCCGGGAACCCCCCCGCGAAGCCGUGGAAUCAGUCGAUGCCCGACGCGCGAGCGCCGCCGCGACCGGCGCCGACGUCGCCCGUCGGUCGCCCCUCCGCGCCGCCCGCGUGGACGGCGACGACGAACGCGAACGUUCACCCGCACAUGGUCCCGGACGUCACGCAGUGGGCCCCCCGCCCGCAGCCACAGCACGCGGCGACGACGCCGCACAUGGUUCCGGAUCACUCGCAGACGGCGCGGGCGGCGGCGGCGCCGCCGCCCGCGCGUUGGCGGCCCGCGCCGCAGCCGCCGGUGAUCAUCGCGCAGCCCGGCGGCGGCGCGUUCGACGCCGGGUACCCUGGCGUGCCUUCGUCUGGGUACGAGAACGCGCCCGCGGUGGGCACGCCCGUCGGCACCGCGCCGCCGAUGACGCCGAUGGUCUUCACGACGUACACCGCUGACGUGAGCGGCGCUUCCGCGGGGUCGCCCGAGCGGGCGGCGCCGUCGUUCUCGAACGCGUUCGGUUCGAUGCGUCGGACGCGGGAGGAGCAAGCGCGGCACAUCGAGGAGGAGACAGAGGCGAGCCGACAGCGCCUCGACGCGAGGCGGGCGUGAACGAGAGGAGGGAGGAGGAGAAAAGGUAGAUCUGAGCUAUCAUACAGUAGCUAGAUAGCGGUGAUAGAUCCCCUAGAAGAUCGCAUAGUGUUGCAGUCCGGGACGGGUGGCGGAGGACGCCCAGUCUUCGGUGUAUUUAUAUUUACGUAACGACGUUACGAGGAAAGGUAGAUCUGAGCUACGCUCCCUCUCCUCGUUAACCAUGGCUCGUUCCAAAUUUGCAGCGAAGUUAUUGUUAAGUUAACAACCUCU